Molecule: messenger RNA, 1698 nt
Organism: Prunus persica (peach)
Lineage: Eukaryota; Viridiplantae; Streptophyta; Magnoliopsida; Rosales; Rosaceae
Product: maltose excess protein 1, chloroplastic
Exons: 9
Coding region: 105-1334 (409 amino acids)
Cellular component (GO): chloroplast envelope
Molecular function (GO): maltose transmembrane transporter activity
Source: RefSeq, a predicted model, not a curated record
UGAGCUCAGUUCUUGAGUUGAGAGUGCAACCUCACCUCUCUCUCUCUCUCUCUCUCUCUCUCUCUCUCUCUCUCUCUCUCUCUCUUAUCAAAUCAAAGAAAUCAAUGGCCAAGUGUCUCGUGGUGCCCUAUUCCUAUUCCUCUACUGGAACUAGAAGUAGAACAAGAAGUAGCGGUAGCGCCAGCACUAGCAAGCCACCUGGACUGCAAGUACAAUUGCAACAUCAUCAUCUCAAAUAUUCCUUGAUCCAACAAAACUCUCUAUCAGACUCCGCCCAAUGCUACUACAACACCCACACCUUGCUUCGCCGCCGAAUUCUCUGCGCUCUCGACUCUGACGUCCCUCACCCUCUUCAUCAUCAGGUUCAGAGCAAUAAAAGUUUCGAGCAAUGGGACUCCUGGACAGCAAAAUUCUCUGGUGCAUCAAAUAUCCCAUUUCUGUUACUGCAAAUGCCUCAGAUCAUACUCAAUGCCCAAAAUCUUCUGGCAGGAAAUAAAGCUGCACUUUUGGCAGUCCCAUGGCUGGGAAUGUUUACUGGUUUGCUUGGAAACCUUUCACUGCUUUCAUAUUUUGCAAAGAAGAGAGAGAAGGAGGCGAUUGUGGUGCAGACAUUGGGCGUAGUUUCCUUAUAUGCGGUUUUUGCUCAACUUUCCAUGGCAGAAGCGAUGCCUCUACCUUACUUUGUGAUCACCUCUGUGGUUGUGGCAACUGGUCUUGUUUUGAAUUUCUUGAAUUACUUUGGUCUGCUUAAUGCUGGAAUCUGGCGCUUCUGGGAAGAUUUUAUUACUGUUGGCGGGCUAUCAGUUCUUCCCCAAAUUAUGUGGUCUACGUUUGUUCCGUAUAUACCCAACAGUAUCUUGCCUGGAGUAUUUGCUUUUCUUGUUGCUCUGGUGGCUGUUAUUAUGGCGCGAUUGGGGAAACUCUCUGCAAAAGGCAUCAAAUUUGUUGGAGCUAUAUCUGGAUGGACAGCUACACUUCUUUUCAUGUGGAUGCCAAUUUCGCAAAUGUGGACAAAUUUCCUAAAUCCUGACAACAUCAAAGGUUUAUCAGCUUUCUCGAUGUUGCUUGCAAUGAUUGGAAAUGGACUUAUGAUCCCACGUGCCCUUUUUAUUCGUGAUUUUAUGUGGUUCACUGGUUCUACCUGGGCUUCUUUGUUUUAUGGAUAUGGGAAUAUCGUGUGCUUGUAUUGGUUCAACAGUAUCAGCAAGGAAUUUUUCUUAGCAGCAACAGCUGGUUUGAUUUUGUGGAUAGGAAUGACUCUAUGGAGAGAUGCUGAUGUCUAUGGAUACAACUCACCUUUCACAUCUUUGAAAGAGUUAGUUUCUGGGUCCUAAAUUCAAAAGUCUGAGGUGAUACUGCCAAAAUGCCCAAAAGAUCUUAAAGCGAUCUGGUAUGGCAAUAUCAAGGCAUGAGAUAUAACAAAUCUUCUCCACUGCAAUGUCAAUGCUUGAUUCUUGUUGCGGUCAUUGCAGCUGGGCAAUUGUUAAGGAUAGCUGCUUGGAAAUUUAUUCCUCACAGUGGCAUGAAUAAUGCGUCUGGUAGAAUGUCUGAUGAUAAUGUGUAGUCUAAUUCCAAUUAAUAAUGUAAGUAAAACUCCAUGGCCUAUCUUUACAGUGGCCUGCUUGGUAAUGUACGAGAAUGCAACUCCAGCAACCUCACAUAUAUGCAAUCACACCGUUUUCUGCCUGGUUUGCAGCC